AUGGCAAUGGCACCCGAAGCUGGCCUGGUGAACUAUCAGGUCGACCCGAUCACUCUCCCCGUCAAACGCAUGUUGGCACUUGGAAUCGAAGGUUCAGCAAACAAACUCGGCGUCGGAGUGAUCGAGCACCUUCCUAGCGGCCAGAUCAACGUGCUUUCGAACUUGCGCAAGACAUACGUCACCCCUCCCGGGCAUGGCUUCCAACCCGGGGACACUGCCAAGCACCAUCGAGAUCACAUCAUCGACUUGGUACAGCGCUCAGUCAAGGAGGCCGGCUUAGAACUAUCUCAACUGGACUGUAUCUGCUUCACAAGAGGCCCCGGGAUGGGCUCGCCCCUCCAGACCUGCGCCCUGGUAGCUCGAACGCUAUCAUUACUAUACGACUUGCCCUUGGUCGGUGUCAAUCAUUGUGUCGGUCAUAUCGAGAUGGGCCGGUUGAUCACCCAAUCUAUGAAUCCAAUUAUCCUCUACGUCUCCGGUGGAAACACCCAAAUACUUGCCUAUUCCAACCAUCGAUACCGGAUCUUUGGCGAAACCUUGGACAUCGCGGUCGGCAACUGUCUGGACCGUUUUGCACGCGUCAUCGGACUGUCUAACGAUCCCAGCCCCGGGUUCAACAUCGAGCAAGCCGCCAAACAAGGCCGAAAAUUGAUCACCCUGCCGUAUACUACCAAAGGGAUGGAUAUCUCACUCGGAGGAAUCCUCACCAAAGCCGAAGAAUACACAAAGAGUACGAAAUUCAGACCGAAACUCGAUGGCCUCAGUCACCCAUCCGAACCCGAUGAUGUAUAUUCUGCCGAUGAUCUGUGUUUCUCGCUACAAGAGACGGUAUUUGCGAUGCUGGUAGAGAUUACCGAGCGAGCGAUGGCCCACGUAGGUGCGACUGAAGUGUUGAUCGUCGGUGGGGUAGGCUGCAAUGAGCGAUUACAGGAGAUGAUGAAGACAAUGACCGAGGAACGCAACGGGAAAAUCUUUGCAACCGAUGAAAGAUUUUGUAUCGAUAAUGGGAUCAUGAUCGCUCAUACCGGCCUACUCCAAUUCAGGAUGGGCUUCACAACACCUAUUGAAAAAAGUUCUUGCACUCAAAGGUUUCGGACUGAUGAGGUACUAGUGGAUUGGAGACAAUAA
This is a messenger RNA of Puccinia triticina, 1128 nucleotides long. RefSeq lists its product as uncharacterized. Gene Ontology annotation, cellular component: EKC/KEOPS complex; cytoplasm. The transcript is spliced from 3 exons. Gene Ontology annotation, biological process: tRNA threonylcarbamoyladenosine modification. The record is from RefSeq and is a predicted model, not a curated record. The coding region runs from base 1 to 1128 and encodes 375 amino acids. NCBI's taxonomy places the organism in Eukaryota, Fungi, Basidiomycota, Pucciniomycetes, Pucciniales, Pucciniaceae.